CACCGGCUGGGCUGACAACAAAACACUCAUGUUGCCACAAUGACGAUCUAAAGAGUCACUAACAAAUUAUUAUAAGGUGUCUUCACUAUAGCAGCCAUACUGGGGGUGCCCGCUGUGACUCUUGGUCUUCUUCAUCAUGGCCUCCGCCGCGUGACUAAGCGAAGAUUAUGAACGACCUGUUUUCGGUAUCUGUGAACAGUAGUUUUUCCUCUAGAAAGUCACACGUCAGUAACCCAGCUGGGACUCGUCACUUCCGGGCUCGGCUGACACUCAGUCUUCCCGGUUCCUGCGUCGUCCUUCUCGGUAGAGAGAUAUGCACUGUACCGGCGGGAGAUCUUUACAUUCUCUAGCGAAUUUGGACACCAAUUUGUUUUCCUGCAAUUUCUUUCUCCACCUAUGAUGUUGAACAGAAGCUCCUUCACCACCCUUGUGGUUGGAGUGUUUAUUGUAUAUGUUGUUCAUACCUGCUGGGUGAUGUAUGGCAUUGUCUACACUAAGCCCUGUGAAAGCCACAGUGACAACUGCAUCAAGCCGUACUUAUCCCGGAGGCCGAAGCUGCAAUUAAGUGUAUAUACCACAACAAGGACUAGUAUUAGUGCUGAAAACAAUGUUGAUUUGGUUCUGAAUGUUGACAAUUUUGACGUGGAAUCAAGAUUUGAAAGAACUGUGAAUGUCACUGUACCUAAGAAAACCAGAAAUAAUGGGACAUUGUAUGCAUAUAUCUUUCUGCAUCACUCGGGAGUCUUACCGUGGCAUGAUGGCAAGCAGGUGCAUAUUGUGAGUCCACUGACUACUUACAUGGUCCCUAAGCCAGAAGAGAUAAAUCUCAUAACAGGAGAGACUGGCACCCAGCAAAUUGAUACUGACAAAAAAGAAACAAAUGCUUUGGAUGAACCUGUCUCACACUGGAGGUCACGGCUGACACUGAAUGUUAUGGUAGAAGAUUUUAUUUUUGAUGGUUCUUCACUACCUGCGGAUGUUCAUAGAUACAUGAAGAUGAUACAGUUGGGGAAAUCUGUUCAUUAUCUUCCUAUAUUAUUUAUUGAUCAGUUAAGUAAUCGAGUGAAGGAUUUAAUGAUGAUAAACCGUUCCACAAUAGAGCUUCCUCUUACUGUUUCAUAUGACAAGAUAUCACUAGGAAAACUUCGAUUCUGGAUUCACAUGCAAGAUGCUGUCUACUCUCUACAGCAGUUUGGCUUUUCAGAAAAAGACGCAGAUGAAGUAAAGGGAAUAUUUGUGGAUACCAACCUUUAUUUUCUAGCGCUCACAUUCUUUGUGGCAGCAUUUCAUCUGCUGUUUGAUUUUCUUGCAUUUAAAAAUGACAUUAGUUUCUGGAAAAAGAAGAAAAAUAUGGUUGGGAUGUCAACAAAAGCAGUAUUAUGGCGAUGCUUUAGUACUGUCGUAAUCUUCCUUUUCCUUCUGGAUGAACAAACCAGUUUGUUAGUAUUGAUCCCAGCAGGCAUUGGAGCUGUAAUAGAAGUCUGGAAGGUCAAGAAAGCCUUGAAAAUAACCUUUCUAUUCCGAGGUCUGACUCCAGUAAUCAAGUUUGGAGCCUGCAGUGAAUCUGAAAAGAAAACGGAAGAAUAUGAUACCCAGGCCAUGAAAUACUUGUCUUACUUAUUAUACCCAUUAUGUAUUGGAGGGGCAGUUUAUUCACUAUUGAGUAUAAGAUACAAAAGUUGGUAUUCUUGGUUAAUCAACAGCUUUGUCAAUGGUGUCUAUGCUUUUGGAUUCCUUUUCAUGUUGCCCCAGUUAUUUGUAAAUUAUAAGAUGAAAUCUGUGGCACAUUUACCAUGGAAGGCAUUCACAUAUAAAGCAUUUAAUACAUUUAUUGAUGAUAUCUUUGCCUUUAUUAUUACCAUGCCAACAUCACACAGACUGGCAUGUUUUAGAGAUGAUGUGGUCUUUCUAGUUUAUUUGUAUCAAAGAUGGCUUUAUCCUGUGGAUAAAACUAGAGUGAAUGAAUAUGGUGAAUCCUAUGAAGAGAAACCAAAGCGGAAGCCACAUAUAAACUAGACUUCAUUCAUAUGGACUUCCUUAUAUCUCUUACUUGAAAGAUACGGAGUGCAAUGAAGAAACUAGUGAAAUUAUCAAUGAGUAUUUUUGAAUGCAGCGGCUAACAUUUCCAGACGCUAUACCGUCUACAUUGCCAAAAUAAUACAAUGUGUUUCCUUUUAAACAUGUUUCCCACAGCAUUCUUCUGUUUUGUUUUACAACAUCUUUUAUUUCAUAUGGCCAGAUUGAAGUUCUUACAAGAAAAUGGUAAAACUGGUAAUGUUGCUUACGACGACUGCCUUUUGUGCAGAGACUACUGUGCAUUCCUCAGAGUUUGAGACUUUGGUGUACCGAAGCUCUUGUUGACUGUAUAUAAUAGAUAACUCUCCAUUCCAUACCACUAUCCUAACCUAGCAUAUAAAGUCACCAACAUUCCGUUUCACUUAUUUACAUGAGAUAUGCAAGGUACUUGCAUAUUCAAAAUCUUAAAGAAACAUUACCUAGGAAAAAAAGGGAACAUGCGAAACCCAAGCUUGAAAUAUCAUGGCAUUUGAUAUUGCACUUUGCAUCAUUGUUGGAAUUACUUGCACUCUUUUAUUAAGUUUUUCCAUGCAUGUUUUGACUGAGGCAGCAUGUUUUUGGGUCAUUAGGAUAUAUGCAUUUCUCCCUGGAUAAAAGAAGUCCGUAUUUUGAUGACCAACAUAAAAGGUUAAUAAUUGUCCAAUAGGAAAAAAUAUAGGCCCUCAUUCCGAGUUGUUCGCUCGGUAUUUUUCAUCGCAUCGCAAUGAAAAUCCGCUUAGUACGCAUGCGCAAUGUUCGCACUGCGACUGCGCCAAGUAACUUUGCUAUGUAGAAAGUAUUUUUACUCACGGCUUUUUCAUCGCUCCGGCGAACGUAAUGUGAUUGACAGGAAAUGGGUGUUACUGGGCGGAAACACGGCGUUUCAGGGGCGUGUGGCUGAAAACGCUACCGUUUCCGGAAAAAACGCAGGAGUGGCUGGAGAAACGGUGGGAGUGCCUGGGCGAACGCUGGGUGUGUUUGUGACGUCAACCAGGAACGACAAGCACUGAACUGAUCGCACAGGCAGAGUAAGUCUGGAGCUACUCUGAAACUGCUAAGUAGUUAGUAAUCGCAAUAUUGCGAAUACAUCGGUCGCAAUUUUAAGAAGCUAAGAUUCACUCCCAGUAGGCGGCGGCUUAGCGUGUGUAACUCUGCUAAAUUCGCCUUGCGACCGAUCAACUCGGAAUGAGGGCCAUAAUGUGUUCUUUUAACUUAAAAAGUAGCAGUCUGGGUCCUUUUUUUGUGUAUCUUUUGUACCUAGCUCAAAAUAAGGAAUGUGAAAUGACAAUAUUUUAACCUUUACAAUGUGUAUCAACUACUAUGCUUCUGUGCCAAUAGAAUAUCCAAUUUUUUCCACCUAAUUUCAAGCACAGGCAGCUGUAACAGUACAGUCAUGUGUUCCCAAGUCUAAUUAUACCACAAUGAAACUAUUGGUACUAUUAAAAAAAAAAUAAUAAUAAUACUAUAGAUAUCUUCCCUCGUGUCAGCUGAAAUUAUUUUGUUUGGUUUUUAAUGUUUUCAUAAAUUGAAUUCCUAUUGAGCCUCAAUAUAAAUGAUAUGCUUGAAUGUGUAUGUUUUAUAUAAAGUCUGCAAUUUUGUCCAUUCA
Pseudophryne corroboree (corroboree frog) is the source of this 3661-nucleotide messenger RNA. RefSeq names its product CLPTM1 like (gene CLPTM1L). The transcript has 18 exons. The coding region runs from base 397 to 2016 and encodes 539 amino acids. Lineage: Eukaryota; Metazoa; Chordata; Amphibia; Anura; Myobatrachidae. The record is from RefSeq and is a predicted model, not a curated record. Gene Ontology annotation, cellular component: membrane; endomembrane system.